Molecule: messenger RNA, 1288 nt
Organism: Vidua chalybeata
Lineage: Eukaryota; Metazoa; Chordata; Aves; Passeriformes; Viduidae
Product: E3 ubiquitin-protein ligase RNF182-like
Exons: 2
Coding region: 115-840 (241 amino acids)
Source: RefSeq, a predicted model, not a curated record
GCCCACCCGUGCCACCGAGCCCGCCGGCGGCGGGGACCGACCCGCCGCCGUGUCCCCGCCGGGAGCUGCGGCGCGGAGCGCAGCCCGGGCAGCCCCCAGCAGCCCACCAGGAGCAUGGCCCAGCCAGAGAGCAAACUGGUGUCCCCGCCGGUGGCACCCUCGUCCCCCGAGCUGGAGUGCCACAUCUGCUACAGCCGCUUCGACGCCCGUGCCCGCAGGCCCAAGCUGCUCCGCUGCGGCCAUCGCCUCUGUGCCCGCUGCCUGCGCAGGAUUGUUCCCCCGGGGGACAAUUCAACCCCCCAGCUCCGUUGCCCCUUCUGCCGCCAGCACAGCCCAGUGCCGGGCGGGGACGUGCAGCAGCUGCAGGAUGACGGUGAGGCGCUGGCACUGCUGACAGGCCGUGAACGGGCCAAGAAACGGGGUCCACCCCUAUCUCCUGAGGUACUCCUUUGCCCCAGCGUGCUGGAGCCCACAUCCAGCCCCGACUGCCUGGUUGUCACCAUCCUGGAGGUGCCAGAGGACGUAGCCCCACCAGAGAGCCUGGGCAGGCUGGAGGUGGUGCGGCUGUACCGCCCCACGAGCCUGGGUGCUCUGCCCUGCCACGGCCCUGGGCAGAAGUGGCGCUCCUGGGGGUGGCAAGCCAUCCCCCGCUUCAUUCUGGGUGUUCUCUGCCUCCUCUACUUCAGCUCCCUGCCUUUCGGCAUCUACCUCCUGCUCAUCGAGCACCACAGCCUGGGCAUCAUCCUGGUCAGUCUUGUGCCCUCCACCCUUCUUCUCUGCAUUGUCUACAGCCUCUGCCAGUGCCUGUGCCUGGAGGUCUUUGGGUUCCCCCACUCCUGACCCUGCAGAACCAACCCAUGUGCCUGAGCCAGUCAGGAUUUGGGUUCCUUGGGGCAUUGUCCCUUGAGGUACACAUGUCCUCUGACCCACAGCAUGCUCUGCCUGGACCAUGGGGAGAAGCUCAGUGCCUGGUGCCUUCCCGUGCAGAGCAGCACUGUCUUUUCCAUGUGGGUGCUCACACUGGCUGGAGUGGCUGCAGGAGCUCGUUGCAGCCUAUAAGCAUUUGGGCCGCACCUCAGCUCGUCCUCCUCCUCCUCCACAGAAGACAAAGAGCAGCAGCCAGGAGGACACUAAUCCCGGCUGAGGGAGCGCGAGUGCUGGGCGCUGAGCGCCGCGGCCGGAGGGGCCCCGGCAGGAGAGGGACGGGCAGAGCCCGGGGGCUCCUGCGGCCGGACUGGCCCCAGCACGGCUCCGUGUCCAUAGUGUAAAUAGUUCUGUCUGUGGCGCC